GAUUGCCGAUAGCUGUUACCCACAUCAGAGAUGAGAGCGGCUAGGUAGCUAGCUAACCUAGCAUGGUUUGAUGGAGGCUGACCGGGGGUCGGAAAACCACGAUGGAGCGGCAGCGACAGGCAGCGGCGUAGUUUCACCUGGGAACUGAGUUGCGCUUAAACCUCCCCAGCUUGUACACAGUAACUGAGCACGGAGAGGAACAUCACGAUAUGCAGUCAUGAAGCGGGUUCGCACUGAGCAGAUCCAGUACGCUGUGGCUCAGUACCUGAAGCGGAGGCAGUAUGUGGACACGGACAGCUCCCUGAAAGGAGCCAAGCUCUUCCAGUCAGCAGAAGAGAUGGCUGCCAGCCUCACGGUGCAGACAGAGUCGGGAUGUGCCAACAUCGUGUCUGCUGCACCCUGCCAGUCCGACCCUCAGCAGUACGAGGCUCAGUACUCGCGGCUGCGCUGCUUUCUCUCAGAAACAGAAAUAUCCUGGGCAAAGGAGGUGAGCAGCAUCCUCUACCCGCUCUUCGUCUACCUCCACCUGGACUUGGUGCACUGCGGCCUGAAGGGGGCGGUAGAUGGUUUUUACAGUCGUUUCCACAGCGCCUUUCUUCAGGACAGCGAGCAGCGUGCCACCAUAGAGCAGCUCCGCCAUGUUCUCACCGCUCAGGACGUUGCAGCCAACCCCAAGCUGAGUGCUUUCCUGGAGCACAAGUACUUGGUGCACCUGACGGAGCCGGCCUACAGCUACCUGCUGCGCUACCUGCAGAGUGAGGACAACAGCGCCGUCUGCAGGGCGCUUAGCACACACCUGCAGGUGGAGGUCACCGCGUCGAGGCGCACAGACUACCAGCUCUAUGGAGCUGCAGGUGGGGCGACCGACGCCCCAAACUCCACCUCCUCCUGGGCGGGGGUGGAUGGGGCGGAGGGCGUAGAGGGGGUGGAGGUCCCUGCAGGGAUCCCACAGAGUGAGGCAGCCCUUGAGGCUCUGCAGGACUGCAUCAAGAAGGUCCGUGAGGGCCCCCCCACGCUCACCACCGUGUGUUUUUACGCCUUCCAUCACACGGAGCAGAUGUUGAACACCGCAGAGGUGUCGGCCGACAGCCGGCUGCUGGCCGCCGGCUUUGACAGCUCCACCGUGAAACUGUGGAGCCUCCGAGCCAGAAAGCUGAAGGCCAAAGCGCAUCAGGCGGACGUGUCGCUCAUCCACCUGGCCUGUGACGUGCUGGAAGAGGAAGUGGAGGAAGAGGACGGCUCCGGCAGCGAGGUGAAGACGCUGCGAGGUCACAGCGGCCCCGUGUUCCGCACCGCCUUCCUGACGGACAGCUCCGGCCUGCUCUCCUGCUCUGAGGACACAACCAUCCGCUACUGGGACCUGGGCAGCUUCACCAACACGGCGCUGUACCGGGGCCACGCCUACCCGGUGUGGGACGUGGACGUCAGCCCCUGCAGCCUUUACUUCGCCAGCGGCUCCCACGACCGCACGGCCCGACUCUGGACGUUCUCCCGCACCUACCCGCUGCGGCUUUACGCCGGGCAUCUCGCCGACGUCGACUGUGUCAAAUUCCACCCCAACUCUAACUACCUGGCCACCGGCUCCACAGACAAGACUGUGCGGCUGUGGAGCACCCAGCAGGGGGCGUCUGUUCGCCUCUUCACUGGCCACCGUGGCUCGGUGCUGUCGCUCGCUUUCUCCCCUAACGGGAAGUACUUGGCGUCCGCCGGCGAGGACCAGAGGGUGAAGCUUUGGGACUUAGCAUCAGGGACGUUGUUCAAAGACCUGCGGGGACACACGGACAGCGUCACCAGCCUGUCUUUCAGCCUGGACAGCAGCCUGGUGGCGUCGUCGUCUAUAGACAACUCAGUCCGGGUGUGGGACAUCAGGAACUCCCACGCCGGCACGCCAGCUGACGGCUCGUCUGGCGAACUGGUGGGACUGUACACUGGAAACACCAGCAGCGUGCUGAACGUGCAGUUCAUGGCCUGCAACCUGCUGCUGGUGACGGGAACGGCACCAGAGAAAGCGGAACAGUAGCCACGGCCGUCUGGUUGUUGUGUUGGUGUUGGUGAGACGAGCUGGAACAUCUGCAGAUGUUUGUUUGAAGAUGUUCUCACCAGUUCCCAUCGCUGAGCCAACACCUGCACAGGAGUCAGAUUUGAGUUUUCCUCAUUAGUUCUUGCCUCGGCAUAGAAAAGUCUCUUUCUCUUCCAAAGCUGGCUCAGAUGUUCCUUUUCUAGAUAAAUUAUAACUCGUCCUCGUGGUAUUCUCUUCUUACCAAAGCGUCUCCUCUAGAUGUCAGUAUUAAAGAGUCCCUCAGUGUAACGUUCUGGUGCCUUGGUGGUCGAAAAACAGUUUACUCUGCUGUCAUGCACAAGUUCUACGACCUAUACAAGCAGCAUAUCAAAUGUGACUGUUGGAAAAUAUUCUUCCUGAUGAAAAUAUUCUGAACUGAGAAAAAACCAAAAGAGAAGUGACAAGGGUUUGUUGCACCGAUGAGUAUUAUGGGAUACAUCUUUGCUGGUUAUACUGAGCUGCACCUGCUUUACCACAACUCGCGUGUAAAUGUGUCUGACGUUCAGAGAAACACAUUAGUUGAGCUGUUUCACCCAAAGUCAUUUUAAUCUCUGUCACGAGCUCAAGGAAGUGUUUAGCUUAGCUUAGCACAAAGACUGGAAGCGGGGGGAAACUGCUAGCACAGCGUUGGGUUAGAAAUACACCUUCCAGAAGUGGUUCAGGCUGAGCUGAUGAGUUUCAGAUCAAAACAAAUCUUUAUUUCGAUGCAUCUGAGGAACAUGAACACGCUUUACUACAAAUAUGAUUUGUUUUUACGUUUAACAAACAAAGCUAAACGUCGUCCGAACACCAGCUGACGUACAGGAACAGUUCCUCUGAAGUAAACCACACGUGACGCGUGACGCUGGCUUUGGGCUCCACAACUUCUGAUACUUGGGGCUACAGACCCCAAAAGAAAUGGAGCGCCAAGUUUUGGGAAAUGUUUGUUAAAGGCGCCUUUUUAUCAUCAACAACAUCGUUUUCUGUUCCAUAUUUAUCUCUUCAGGUAUUAGAAAAGUUACAAAUGUGACUGAAAGAAGUUUUCUUACUUUCAGAAUGAUCUGACUCUGGGUGAAACAGCAAACGCUGAGUACUACGUAAAUGUGGGACUGUUCCUUUAAAGAUCUGUUUAUGUUUGACCUUCUCAUCGCACCGUUCACCUGCUGCCCCUUCAGUGACACCGCAGCCGUUGGUUAAUCCAUUGCAUACAAAGCGACUUUGAUCCGAAUACUCGUGACCUGCAACUCCAUCACUUCCUGUUGUCGAACAAGAUUCACAUCUACAGGAAGAAAACGUUGAGAAAUGAAGAAGAUAUGUUCUAUUGAUGCUCGUAGAGUUUAGAGACUUCAGAGGUCAAAUACAAACGAGACCAGAAAGACUUUAAAUAUCACCGGGACAGGAAGUGGUCGUUUCUUCUCCUUUGUUUUGUCGAGUCGACCGACUGUAGGGUUUCAGUAACAAACGUGUAAAUAUCCGUGUUGAGGAAAUUUCUAAGAAUCAAAGGCUGUAUUUUUUCGCACUAUUCUUCGCGGCACAAACUGCAUGUUUAAAAAAAGUGUAAAUAUUCUGUAUUUUUGUAAUAUUUUGGCUACAAAGAGUCGCCAUCCAGGCUGAGCUGAACGAGGGCUAAAGCGAUAUCGAUUCUCA
Messenger RNA from Cottoperca gobio, 3685 nucleotides. Its product is annotated as TAF5-like RNA polymerase II p300/CBP-associated factor-associated factor 65 kDa subunit 5L. Gene Ontology annotation, molecular function: protein binding; transcription coactivator activity; RNA polymerase II general transcription initiation factor activity. The coding region runs from base 218 to 2020 and encodes 600 amino acids. The transcript has 5 exons. Lineage: Eukaryota; Metazoa; Chordata; Actinopteri; Perciformes; Bovichtidae. Gene Ontology annotation, cellular component: nuclear protein-containing complex; histone acetyltransferase complex. Gene Ontology annotation, biological process: regulation of DNA-templated transcription. The record is from RefSeq and is a predicted model, not a curated record.